This is a messenger RNA of Pangasianodon hypophthalmus (striped catfish), 2445 nucleotides long. RefSeq names its product TRAF-interacting protein (gene traip). The record is from RefSeq and is a predicted model, not a curated record. The transcript has 16 exons. Bases 186 to 1550 code for a protein of 454 amino acids. NCBI's taxonomy places the organism in Eukaryota, Metazoa, Chordata, Actinopteri, Siluriformes, Pangasiidae.
UGAUCUGAGAGUCGCGUUUUGAUGACGUCAAGAAGAAGGAGGAGCUGUUACAUUUGAACCGAACGCGCGACACGGAAGACUUUUUUUUUCCGCUAAAACAAAACAGAAAAUGACAAAUAGUUUUGAAUAAAGUCGUUUUUUGUUCAUCAACCUGAUCCUCAAACGCACAUUCUGGCUGCUCCAUCAUGCCUAUCCGGGCUUACUGCACCAUCUGCUCGGAUUUCUUUGACCACUCCAGAGACGUAGCAGCGAUCCACUGUGGUCACACUUUCCACUACGCAUGUCUUCUUCAGUGGUUCCAGUCAGCUCCCACCAAGACCUGUCCUCAGUGCAGGAAGCAGGUCAGCACGAGACACAUCAUCAACAAGCUGUUCUUCGAUAUAGCGCCGGAUGAAGAGGGAUCUGCAGCCGACCCCGAGAGCUUACAGAAUGAGCUGGACAGAAUGAAAGUAGUUCUAUGUGAAAAAGAGAGAGACUGGAGAGACAAACAGAAAGCGGCCGAGGCUCUGAAGGAGACGAUCGAGAAGCAGAGAGCCGACCUAGAGCGAGUGAGGAGAGAGAUCGGAGAGAAGGAGAUGCUCUGUACCACCCUGAGAAAGCAGAUGCAGUAUUUGGAGAGUCAGCAGAGAGAAAGCGAGACGGCUAAAGAGGAGGCCAAGAGGCUGCGGGUCAAAAUGAAAACCUACGAAAGCCUGGACGUGGUGCUGCAGGGUCAGAGGGCCGAGGUGGAGGCCAUGAUCUCGGAUAUGGGAGUGGGACAGUCGGCUGUGGAGCAGCUCUCCAUCUACUGCAUCUCUCUCAAAAAAGAGUACGACAGUCUGAAAGGCAGCCUCCGGACCUCCAACGAGAUGUGUGAGAAGCUGAAGAGGGAAGUGUUCUCCUCUAAUAACAAGUUGCAGAAAGCCUCGCUAGAGGUGAACCGAGUGAAGGAGGACAUGAAGGCUCUUCAGAACGACCUCACCAACUCGGAUAAAGAGAUCACGAGUCUGAAGAAGAAAGUGGAGAUCCUGCAGAAGACCCUGAGCACUCCCACACGCACCAAUGAGGCCAUCAGCCGUCUCGUGUUCGAGAGCCCCGCCCCUGUGGAGCUCAAGUCCCCGCGCCUGCACCGGCCCUCAGACAGCCAGGACAUCGACCUCAACAUGACCUUUGACAUCAGCACACCUGAGCAGGUGGAGAAGAAGCCCGUGGCCGUUCCCUCGAAGAAGAUGCGCCUGGAUCCGGCAGCGACGUCGUCCAGACACUGCGAGAACACGUUCGGGAGUAAGAUCUCACACCCUAAACAUGACGAGGUUUCCAUGGAGCCCAUGUUCAGGAACUCUCUGCUGUUCAGGAAGAAGAUGUUCGGCAGCAUGCUCGACCCGCACAGCAAACCUGGAGCUGUAAGAACGGGCUACGAUGGACUCGGAGGAAGGACCAAAUUCAUCCAGCCCUCUCCGCUGGCUGAGAUCCGGCCGCUCGUCAUGAAGGCCAAGCGGAAGAAAGUCUCGAGGCCAGCGCCCAGCAAACUGACCCCCAACCUCACCACGCUGGACGGAUUCCUGGAGUGACCUCUGACCUUUCAGCGCUCUGGCCAACCGAGAGAGAGGCGGGACUCUUCGUCUGACGUCUCGUCUGAACUUUAUCAGGACCAGGAAGCUGAAAGACGAGAACAAGCUGCUGUUCAGGCUCGUGUCCGUUCGUAUGGACUGGCUUGUGAUAGAAUUCUUUUUUUAUUUUUUUAUUUUGUCCGGGAUCCAACAUUAAUCUAACUCCACUGUUGAUUGGAGUUUUUUUUUUUAAACACACAAACAGUUCCUAUUUAUUUUUUUAUAAUUGUGUAGAUUUGCUGUCAGUUCUUUUAUUUGUGCAUUUUUGGUCUCUGUUGAAUGUGUGUACUCUUGUAUAUUUUUGUGUCCCAGUUAUUCCAGUUACAGAGUGAGACUUAAUAAACUAUAGUUUACUUGUUUUCUGCGCUCUGUUUUAACAGGUUUCAUGUUUUGGCAGGGGGCCAGGGAUCAUAAAGGUGUGCAGGUCUUGUGUUAUUGUUGUGGUUUGUGCGUCAUCUCAUUAUUAUUACUUCUGCCUUUUUACAUUGCAACUCGCUCCCCCAUUGUUAGCAUUGUUGCUAAAUGCAGAAAAAUCAGUGAAAAAGCACCACUUAUUCCAAGGAAGAUUUGGAAGCAAAAAUAUCUCCCGAGUCCACACUAUUGUACCUGCUCCAGUCCACAACACCUCAAACGACCAUAACAUUAUCACUGAGAACGAACCAGCACAUCAACAAUAUCAGCUCCUGCUGGUACGGUGCUCUUUCCACUGAUGAACAGUAGGGCUUCAGGACUCGAGUCCUGGCUCGAGAUGUUUUCUAUAUUGACUUGCCUUGAAAUUACUGGCGUUUGUACUUUGGCUUUGUCUCAGGUCUGGUCUCAAGUGAGAGUUUGUAAAAAAAAAAAUAUAAUAAUAAUA